AUGAAGGUCGUGAUCUUGUUGCUUCUUUUGGCUACUACAGAGUUUUUAAUGGCUGCAAAAAGAAGAAGCAGAAAAAUAAAUAAUUACAAGCUACCAAAACUAACCAAACCCUCAGAAUGGUGCAAGAAACCGAAAGCAGUAGGGCGAUGCAAGGCCGCAUUUCCAGGCCACUACUACGAUCCGCAAACUAGAUCAUGCAGACCGUUUGUAUAUGGAGGAUGCGGCGGAAAUGAGAAUAAUUUCGUCAAUCAGGAAGAUUGCGAAAUGGCAUGUCUUCCAGCCGUGAAGGAGCGCUGCAACUGCAGAGGCUUUUUGAAACCUCUGAACAGUUCCGGAAAGCUUAUUACGGAAGGAAAAUAUCGGACUCAGCAUGACAGAUAUGUGAGCAGAAUGAGGCUAUGCAUGGAAGUUUGCGUUUACGUCAAGCUUACAAACUGGGAAAUUCGCAAGCAAGAAUGAUCAUAGCAAAGAUUUAUAACGAUCAUUUUUUUCAUUUGAAUUUUGUUCAUCUUGCCUUUUCUUCAUCAUGACUUGGUGGGCUUAGAAAUCACAAUUCACAAUUUAUCUGUCUGCCAAAUUAGUCUUGUGUGAUUGGAUACUGAGCAAUCAGCGCAUUGAUGGAGUUGAAUGUUCCUUAUCCUGUUAUCUAAAACUUCAUUCACGGCAAUGAGCACUUUUGCUUAAGGUUCGAUAUAUUGGGUGGAACAUAAGUCUUGCAUGAAAUUCCGCAACUGUCCGCAACUAAUUGGCCGCAGAAAGCAUAUUUCUCAUACGCGAACUCGCCCGCCUC
Molecule: messenger RNA, 790 nt
Organism: Cylicocyclus nassatus
Lineage: Eukaryota; Metazoa; Nematoda; Chromadorea; Rhabditida; Strongylidae
Source: the annotation of a GenBank genome assembly